CAUAUGUAUCCACAAUAUUUGACAUUAAUAUCGACUGACCGGGUAGUCUUAGAGGUCGAAAAACCCUCUCUAUCCCUUCGACACCAUUCCAUUCCUCACCACCCCACCGAUCCUCCACCACCUUAUCUCACGCCACUGGCCGCCGAUCUUCCACCACGUUUCAGGGUUUUGAUCGAAGAAUUUGGAUUUAUAGAUCUGAAGGUGGAGAUGGAUGUUUUGCAGAAGCGUAUCAAAAUAAUGGAAGCGAGCGGGGACGAAGGAGAUGAAGGACAAGGAAGUGGAAAACAGAUGACGGAGAUGGGAUCACAGGACGUGGAGGAGCACUUCCAACGCAUCUUUGAGAAGGUCGAGCGCUACACUCACCAGGUCGAGGAGCUGCUGGAAGCAGGGAGGACGCUGUUUAAAAAUCUAUCUCCUGAAUUCGAAGAGCGUUUGAUCUCGAUUCACAAGGAGCAAAUCGAGAAGUGGCAGGAUGAGAUCAAGGGCCUGCAGUCGCGUCACGCUGCCAAUGAAGCAGCUGCAGCACUUCUUGGCAACGCUCAUCACUUGCUUCGUAGUUCGCCGCAAUUUUCCAUCCACGCCACGAGCACACUGAGGGACUCUGAGGCUGCUGUGUGAAGUAUGCAGGGAAAUUUCAUAAAAGGAACAAAUUUCGACUGUGGUGUGGAUGAUGCUAUACCAGUUCACGGCCGAGAGAAACUAUAGUUAAGAAUAAUGGGCCAUUAAGAAGUGUCAAAAUGGGAUGCUCCUUCUUUUUCAUGGUCUUAGUUUGAUUCCCACAUUUAGCUUGCUUGGCCACAACUUGGUCUCCAUCUUGGUGCCCAUCAAACUUGUCCACCACAAUUUUGCCUCCUUUGAUAACUUUGGGGCUGCCGCCUCGAUAUUCA
Molecule: messenger RNA, 887 nt
Organism: Zingiber officinale
Lineage: Eukaryota; Viridiplantae; Streptophyta; Magnoliopsida; Zingiberales; Zingiberaceae
Exons: 7
Coding region: 4-618 (204 amino acids)
Source: RefSeq, a predicted model, not a curated record